GUUUGGAUGACAUAACAGUGUCACAGAUUUAUUUAGGAGCUGUGUAGUGAUAUACUAAUCUUUGAGUGCAGUAAUUAAUGAUUUGUGAUGUGCUUUCGGCUGUUUACGACCUAAUCACAAGUGUAGCAUAUAAAUAAAUCAUGCUGGUAGUGUUUACUUUGCGGGGUGCGCGCUUCGCAUAGUCGAGCUUCGGCUAGCGCGAGAGACAGUCGUGUCGGUUGUUGUUAUCAAUUAGAAAUUACGGGAACUGUGCACCCGGUCCGGUGAAAGUUUACAAAAUGGAGUUGAAUUUCAUAACGACCCUUAUAAAACACGAUGUGAACCACAAUGUUAGACAGUGUUUCAAAUCGAAAAAGCCUUUCUUCACGAGAAAAGAGGAAGUGUUGGCCAUUAAAAGUAAAUUUCCAACAAAAAUACCGCUCAUCGUAGAAAGAUACCAUAAGGAGAGAAAUCUGCCGACACUGGACAAAACGAAAUUUCUAGUCCCUGAAGAUAUUACUAUGUCGCAAUUCCUAGUGAUUAUACGUAACAGAAUUAGGAUAAAAUCAAAUCAAGCUCUCUAUCUAAUAAUCAACAACAGAUCGAUGCUAAGCAUGAGCCUGACGAUGGCCCAAGCAUACGAACUAUUCGGAGAUGAAGACGGCUUCCUUUACAUCACAUACGCGUCACAGGAAGUUUUCGGUUAUCAAGACGAUAUGACGGGGUCAAACAAAGAGGUGCAAGUAAUCAGAGAUAGAUUCCCCAACAAAAUUCCGUUAUACGUGGAAAGAUACGCCAGAGAGAGAGAAGUUCCAGUCUUGGGCAGAAAUAAGUUCCUGGUACCCCAAGAGCUCACUAUGUCCCAGUUUCUCUACAUCAUUCGGACCAAGAUGAAACUUAGAGAUUCCCAGGCGCUGUUCCUGCUAGUCAACGACAAGGUGCUAGUCAGUCACAGCAUGACGAUGGCGCAGGCGUACGAACAGUUCCGCGCCACCGACGGGUUCCUGCAUAUCACGUAUGCCGCACAACAAGUUUUUGGCUGAGAAUACUGGUACUACCUGCUUGUGCAUGAGAAACUGGCAUUUAAUGAAACGAGACCAAUAGAAAGACUGAUAUUCUUAUAUUUUGUGAUACAUUCUAGUGUAGGUCUUAAAUUAUGCUCUUCACUCCGUUUGUUUGGCUUCUCUCAUAGAGGAAUGUUUUUAGGCCGGUUCCAAAAUAUAAUUAUUAUAGUUUUCAAUAUUACUAUUAUUAUUAUUACAAAUAAAUUUGAUAGUUUAUGAAAUAGAUUUAUUAGAAUAUUGUAUUGUUAUUAUUGUUUAAUACUCAUUUCUUAAUUUUGCUGUUAGUUUUAUGAAAAGUUCUAAGGACAUUUUUGUAAUGAUCUCAAAAAUCAUAAAAAUACUGGUGCCUUAAUUUAAUUAGGUGUUAAUAUGUAAUAGGUACUAUACAAUUGAAAUUAUGUUAAUGAAAUAUUAUAGCUGAUGAUUGAUUAUAUGACAUUAUGUUGCCGAAUGUUGAUUAUUUAUAUCAAUUUAUUUUAUAAAUUACCUAAGAAUGAGAAUAAAUUAUGUUAAAAUUUUGAUUAAACAAUUCUCUACUUUUAGAAUUGAAAAUGAAUCAAAAUUACCCCAAUUUAAAAGGGAAUUUUCUCAUUAAGACUCAUUCCAUCACGGUUUUAGAAUCUCAUCCGUAUUUCUUUACUCAUAGGGUUGGUUUUACACCCAUCUGAUAAGUGUUUUUGUCUUUGUCCUUUGACAUAAGUCAGAAAGAGACAGUGACGGUUGAUUAAACGUCACUCAGAGGCCGUACAGACUACUUUAGUAUUUUUGUCGACGACUAAAAUACUAAAGUAGUUCGAGCUAGGCUUUACAGAAAGUGGUGAAAUCAGCCCCAAGUACUAAUUCCGCUUUGUUUGUCAUAUUUACCAAAAUAAGACAUGUCAUGGCGAUGUCUUUUUUUAAUAAAUUGUAAAUUAAAAUGGAAGUUAAUUAAAAAAAAAUAGAAUCUCGUGUAAAUCAAUAACGCUUUAAUGAUGUAGCUUAAAUUAGGCUUAAUUAGUACAUAUAAAUAAUACAAUAAAUGAUUUACCAAUCUA
Molecule: messenger RNA, 2077 nt
Organism: Bicyclus anynana (squinting bush brown)
Lineage: Eukaryota; Metazoa; Arthropoda; Insecta; Lepidoptera; Nymphalidae
Exons: 8
Coding region: 279-1022 (247 amino acids)
Biological process (GO): macroautophagy; autophagosome assembly; autophagy of mitochondrion
Cellular component (GO): autophagosome; cytosol; autophagosome membrane
Molecular function (GO): ubiquitin protein ligase binding
Source: RefSeq, a predicted model, not a curated record